GUAGGUACGUAGCCGCUUAUGCCGGGGCUGUCAAUCAAGAGACGCACGGAGCUACUGCAGGUGCAUAACUGGGCACUGACUGGGCUAGUCGCUGCUGGGAAGCUGAGGAUUAAUCACACCUUUCACGAUGGCGUCUGCAAAUGCCACAUAUGGACAGAAGGAGACCUCAGACCAGAACUUUGAUUAUAUGUUCAAAAUCCUCAUCAUUGGCAACAGCAGCGUAGGAAAGACUUCCUUCCUUUUCCGCUAUGCAGAUGACUCAUUCACGCCGGCCUUUGUCAGCACAGUGGGCAUCGACUUCAAGGUGAAGACCAUCUACAGGAACGACAAGAGAAUAAAGCUGCAGAUAUGGGACACUGCUGGCCAGGAGCGCUACAGGACCAUCACCACAGCUUACUACAGGGGAGCCAUGGGCUUCAUCCUCAUGUAUGACAUCACCAACGAGGAGUCCUUCAACGCCGUUCAAGACUGGUCGACCCAGAUAAAGACGUACUCAUGGGACAACGCCCAGGUGCUGCUGGUUGGGAACAAGUGUGAUAUGGAGGACGAGCGAGUGGUGGCAGCAGAGCGGGGCCGACAGCUGUCGGAACAGCUGGGUUUUGAGUACUUUGAAGUGAGCGCUAAAGACAACAUCAACGUAAAGCAGACCUUCGAGCGGCUGGUGGACAUCAUCUGCGAGAGGAUGUCCGAGAGUCUGGACAACAACGACCCGUCCGUCACCGGCAAUAAGCAGGGGCCGCAGCUCGGAGAGCAGCCUCAGAGGUCCACUCAGGAUUGUGCAUGCUAAACAUAAACACAGACACACAGACACACAGACACACAGACACACAGACACACAGACACAUAGGCACACAGACACAUAGGCACACACACACACACACACACACACACACACACACACACACACACACACACACACACACACACACACACACACACACACACACACACACACACACACACACACACACAGUCUGCUUUGCUAAGGCCCACAGACAUUUUUGGGUUUGUCUCUUUUACUUUCUCAUACACACACAUAUAUUAUACACAAACACUGCCAUAUAGAGACAAACAACGAGGCUUCGUAGAUUCUCCACCCCUCGUACUACUCAGAGCAUUUUUCAUAUGAGCGGCUCUCCUCAAACAUUUGGCGCUGUCAGUAAUCUCUUUUUUGUUUUAUUUCAGUAAUACAGGGAUUAUGUGAUAGUGUUAAUUUAGUCGCAAUGGUGAAGAAAAUAUAACGGAGGUACAUUCCCAAGUUGUCGUCUUGUUUUGUUUGCAAACGUUUUCACAAACAUACACUACACUGUCUCCUAACAGAAAUAUAAAAGGCCAGUGAAAGCUGAGACUCCAUCAUUCCUUAAAGACGUGUCUACAAUUGGGUUUAAAUAUAAUGCUGAUGAUCCUCAAAUCUGAUCUAACACCUCAAACCUACAUGGGUACAAAUCCGCUGAAUUUGUUUUAGUCCCAUUGGAAAUAUAUGUUUGUUGCCGUGGAUCGAUUUGGAUAGUUUCUUUUUACAUUUCUGAGUUGAUUGGGUGUGGUUUUGAGCAUGUGAAAUCACUGGUCCUUUCCAGUGUUGUGAUUGAGUUUUUACUGGUUAUUAUAGUCCAAACAGGGUCAUUUGCAAGUUUGUCCUACUUUCUUAAAUUUUAGGAAUGGACUUUAGAAUAGCUAAAGAAAUGCAUAUCAGUUUGCUUGGAAAGUUGUUAUCAUAAACCAUUUUUUGGCCCUUUUCCCAGAUUUAAAACAUUUUUUAAAUCUUUUUUUUUUAUCUCAACUGGAGGUCAGUUGUGGUGUUGGUGUCAGCGUCCGGAGCUGCAAAGCCUCUGAACAUUGCUUGAUUUUAGAUUCAUAGUCUUUUCUUUUUUUUAAAACGUUUUUAUGUACUAUUUUUUAAGACCUACAACAGAAUAAAAAGGUAAAGGAUGUCUUUCAAAAUUUAAAAGGGUGUAUAAAUGUUUAAAAAUCAAUAGUUGUGCAUUUUUAAAUGCAUAUAUAAUAUAUAUAAAUGUAUAAAAAAAAGUAAUUAUACAGUAGUAAUGUUGAGGAUAUUGGAUUCCUACCUGUGCUUUAGUGGGAGUUUUUGUUGUUUUUAACCGACUGGUUGACUGGAUGGUUGUUUGUCUGAGCUGCUGUCUGAAUUUAAACAGUUUGAACAGUUGGUUAGCUAAUGGAGGCUAAAGGUUUCACAUGUUGAGUCCAUGACCCCUUCUCAUGUAUUAACUUUCAUCCACUGCAUACAGUGUACUCACUAGAAAGGCAUGCGAUCCAGUGUGGACCUCUACAUCAACUCAGAUUGUCUCUUGUGUUAUGGUCGAUGAUAUUUUUAUCUUUUUUCGUUAUGGGGAACAUGAUGUUUUUACGCAUGGUAAAUGUCCGACUGUGAACUUUAUUUCCCUUUAAGGUUAGGCAUGUUUCUGCUUGUGUAUACAGUACAAAAACAGUAGGUCAUGCAAAACCAUUUUCAACACUUGUAAGUUAUUUUAAAAUCAAACAUAUUUAUUUUGUAUUAUUUAUGACUUUAAAUUAGCUUUAAAGAUAAUCCUAGAUUACGCAGUACAAUCCGCACUCUGCUUUUUAAAGUGAUGUUCAACAGUAUUCACUUGCUUAAACUCAACUUUUAAAUGACAAUGUAUUUGUGUUUACAGGGAAUAUUAAGCUUAAGAUGCAUCAUGGGGAAGUCUAAAACAUUCCAGUGUGAGCAACUCUUAUCAUGUCCGCACAGCUUUGGUGGGAAGUUUGUUUUUCCUUCGAUACGAGUUAUGGAAGUGCAAAAGUCGACUGUUCUUCUCGCAGAUCAGUUGCAGUUAUUUCUCUACACACCUCAAAUGUAACCACGUGAAACCUGCUGAAGGUUUGUAAUGCACGUACUGUGCUUCUGUGUGGGAAUGUACUGUUUAUAUGAGGGAAGUCUUACUAACUGUUAUUUCCAAAGAGAUCUCUACAAUGCAUUUGGAGCCAACAAAAGCGCUUGUUAGACAACUGUGCAGUAGCUCCAACAAGGGAACAUGUUUGUGUAGUUAAUUGAAUACUCUGAACACUUCGUUAAAACCGUGAUUCUUACUGCAUUGUUCACUUUGGACUUGUUUGUUGAUUUUUUUGUUACUUUAUUUAUUGUGUUUUGCUACAGCUGGAAACUUUCUGGUGACUUAGGGAAAAAAAGCAUAUGGAUCAUGUUCAACUCGUCUUCUUUUUCCCUCUGCCAUGAAUAAUUAUUGUAAAUAGACAUUUUCUUCCUGUUGGGUAUUAGUUGUGUGAAUUGUGCUGUAAUUCUGUAAUGCCAGAUUUGUUAAAAUGAGGAAAUCAAUAAACCAAUUCUAAAAGCUGGA
Molecule: messenger RNA, 3332 nt
Organism: Eleginops maclovinus (Patagonian blennie)
Lineage: Eukaryota; Metazoa; Chordata; Actinopteri; Perciformes; Eleginopidae
Gene: rab3aa
Product: RAB3A, member RAS oncogene family, a
Exons: 5
Coding region: 128-787 (219 amino acids)
Biological process (GO): protein localization to plasma membrane; regulation of exocytosis; synaptic vesicle exocytosis
Cellular component (GO): axon; synaptic vesicle membrane; synaptic vesicle
Molecular function (GO): GTPase activity; myosin V binding; GTP binding
Source: RefSeq, a predicted model, not a curated record